AUGGACGUGCUAGGAUUCAGCACCCAGUGUAAAGUACGACAGUGUUUUUUAUGUCAGGGGGACACAGAAUUCUACUGUAACACGUGUAAAAAUGGCCUGUGUCUACAGUGUAAAGAUAGACAUGUUAUUGAUUUAAAUACCAUCUACCAUGACGUUGUGAUUUACCGCGAGAAGUAUGAAUAUAUCCCAAAACAAGAGACCUGUGUGAGACACCCAGAUAAAAUAUACGAAAUGUUCUGUAAAUCAUGUGAACUUCCUGUAUGUUUUCAAUGUAAAGAACACAGAAAACACAGCAGAAUGGAUAUCAAAUUCAGGUCCUUGUAUAAAACAAACCGUCAACAGAAGAGAGAAAUCAUUCAUAACAUUAGAAGUGAUAUUCUCUAUAAGAGCUGCUUUCUUCUGGCAGAAAUCAAAUUUGAGAUAAAAACGUGUCCUGUUAUAGUCUCUGGCAAGCACUCAGAUAUGUUGAUGAAAUCCCAGAGACUAAAGAGCCUUAUUGACACCAUGAUAUGUGAUUUUAAAACCCAGCAGAAAUCUUUUAUGAUGUACAGAUUAAAUCAACAAAAUAAAAAAAUGAACAGACACCUUGCAAGCAUAGGGAACUAUGAACAUAGAUUUGAACAAUUAGGAAAAAUGCCAGUAAAAUUUCUCUUAUUUCUGAAGAAAACCCUUGUCUUUAAGAUAAAGGGUAUUCCAACUCUUUCACAACAUAUCUUGCUCUCCUUGACUAAAGAAAUCAACAUGGACGAUGUAAUAAUGUUAUUAAAUGAAGUGCAAAUCGUAGAGACUGUAGGAGAAAAAUUCAAAAAAUGA
This is a messenger RNA of Saccostrea cuccullata (small rock oyster), 813 nucleotides long. Its product is annotated as E3 ubiquitin-protein ligase TRIM63-like. NCBI's taxonomy places the organism in Eukaryota, Metazoa, Mollusca, Bivalvia, Ostreida, Ostreidae. Bases 1 to 813 code for a protein of 270 amino acids. Gene Ontology annotation, molecular function: zinc ion binding. The transcript has a single exon. The record is from RefSeq and is a predicted model, not a curated record.